GUGAAGUGCCGUAAAAAAAUAGUAUUGACCCUGUCUGCUAUCCAAUCUAAAUCUUAAUAACACGCCACCUUCUUUGGGCGUACUCAAGAUAGGACAUUGCGCACUUGAUUCCGUCAACAGCGAAAGAUUUCACGAUUUAGAAAGUGUUGUAUGUGACAAACACUUAUUCACUCUAAUGACAAAAAUGAAACUGCCAGCACAUAUAUUGAACCUGCUGUUGACCGCUUUUCUGGGAAACCUCCCCACGGAAUCUGGGUUCGCUUGGACGUCUGUUCCUCCAAGUCCACUCGUCGUCUUUCUCGGAGACAACAGCACAGACGUCGAGUUAAGAUGGGACUUCGAUCUGCAGAUGAGUAAGAUCUUCUACGCGAGACUAGAGCUGCUCGACAGUGCGGAUAGCAGAACUAAAGUGCAUAUUAAAAACAUGCAGCCUGGAGAAGUGGGGGAAUGGACAAGUUCUUACUUUUUACUGAACGUUACAAUCCCUAACGUGGAAAAAACAACAAGACUCGGAUUUGUAAAACUUGUUAUUAAAAACGUGGAGCACCAAGGACCGCAAAUUGACGUUGAGGCAGUUGACUCCUAUUUUUAUCGCAUGAAGAUCAUGACAUUACUUGGAACUGUUUUACAAAAUGACGUACUCUUUCAUUCCUACAGAAAGCCGACCUUAUUAUCGUAUCCUUCUAAUCACACGGUAAGAAAUGGGACAAGUGUUCGCUUAGAGUGUCACGUGAAAGGAAAGCCAACGCCCAUCAUCACGUGGACAAAAUUCGGUUCCCCUCAAUGGUUAUCUUCUGGAAGCGUGGCUAAUAUUUCCAACGUGACAACGGAAGACCGGGGUAUCUACGUGUGCACAGCCUCUAAUGGAAUCGGAACAAACGUCACAGCGGUAUCACUCGUGCAGUAUACUGGGUGUACUGUGGGCUGUGUCAAAAAGGAAGUCGGUAUUCAAUUGACAGAGAUGCAGUGGACAGAUCGCUACAGCCACCAGUGCAUCUACAACCCACAAAUCAACAAUCUCAAAAGCACAAUUGAAUACGAGAUUUUCCGAGAGUAUAUCAAGGCUAGUGUGGGCAUUUACUUAGUUGAGGUAACGAGAUUCAGGCGUGGCAGUGUUGUGGCGGCCGUCUCUUUGCAUCAGCCUGGUAACGUCAGUGUGGAUGUCGCCCCUCUACUGAAAUUUAUCAGCAGUGGUCACCUAGCUGGGCACAGAGUCAACAGCGAGUUGGUCAGUCCAUCGGGAACUGCUUGGGCAAGGACGCCAAUAACUCCGUUCAUCGUCCUUCUCGGAGAAAACGCCACAGACAUCAAAUUAAGAUGGGACUUUGAUCUACAAGAGGACAACUUGCAACGUGUCAACCUGGAAUUGCUCAACACUGCAAAAAAGGGCUCGCGAAUCCUGAUAACUGGUGUCUCCGCUGGACAUUCAGGGAGAGUAUUUUCCAACUCUUUUUACUAUGUGGAUGUGAAUAUUCCAACUGACAGUGAUCCAAUUAGGCUGGGAUAUAUGCAGCUUACUGUCAGAGAUGUCCUGGAGCAAGGAGUUGAUGGGAACGGUAACAAAAUAGAAGUGGAGAAGUUUGACUCGUAUGUGUACAGAAUGGAGGUAAAGCUAUCCAACGGGCAAGACUUCGAUAGCCGCAUUCCUCUUUUAGCUUAUAUGCGACCCAAGCUGCUGUCGUAUCCUAGCAACUACACCAUCACUCAGAUUGGCAGCAGGGUGACGUUAACAUGUGAGGUACGAGGAAUACCAACACCCAACAUCACGUGGUCUAAGCUCGGCGACCCGCGAUUGCGGUCAACAGGGAGCACCUUCACCAUCUCUGGAUUCACAGUCGAGGACCGGGGUAUCUACGUGUGCACCGCGUCUAAUGGAAUCGGAACAAACGUCACAGCGGUAUCACUCGUGCAGUAUAUUGGAUGCUCGAGAGGUUGUACCAAGAGAGAGGUCGACGUCCGUUUUACAAGACUGCAGUGGACUGCAAACUACAGUCGCCCGGAUCUGUACACUCCUGAAAUAAGGGAUCUCAAGGAUAAAAUAGAAUACGAGAUUGUCAAAGAAUACCUCAAGAUCAAUGCAAGCAUUUAUGCCUGUCAAGUAACACUUUUCAGGCCUGCCGAUGGCGUUAUUGCCAUGGUAACAUUACUGCACCCUGGCGACGGCGUUUAUGAUGAGCCUCUUAACAGAAUGAUAAAGAGUGGUUUUCUUGCCGGACAGAUCAUCGGACAGACCACCGUGAACUCCACUCCACCGAUUGCGGGAACCCAUGAUAGCCGACCUUGCAACUGUUCUUGUGAUGUCAUACUUAUAGUCUGCACGACAAUCAUCGCCAUCCUGACCCUCCUCUGCAGCAUGCUUUUUAUGUCUACUUGGAGAGCGCUUAAUGGCAAGAUAGAGCCAAGUUCAAGGAAAUCUAGCAGCGACCAUGAGGAGAAUACGGUGGUGCUUACCUUGCUUCCACAGGGGAGUACCAUGUACCCCUCCCCCAAAGAGGGGUGUGGUCCGACCCAAACCAUCGAAGAAGAGUCGACAGGUAAACGCCCCACCAAAGCUGCCACAAUGCAAGAGAGAUCACC
Molecule: messenger RNA, 2577 nt
Organism: Nematostella vectensis (starlet sea anemone)
Lineage: Eukaryota; Metazoa; Cnidaria; Anthozoa; Actiniaria; Edwardsiidae
Biological process (GO): axon guidance; homophilic cell-cell adhesion; dendrite self-avoidance
Cellular component (GO): axon; plasma membrane
Molecular function (GO): cell-cell adhesion mediator activity
Source: RefSeq, a predicted model, not a curated record